Molecule: messenger RNA, 2280 nt
Organism: Daphnia magna
Lineage: Eukaryota; Metazoa; Arthropoda; Branchiopoda; Diplostraca; Daphniidae
Product: RISC-loading complex subunit tarbp2
Exons: 8
Coding region: 996-2078 (360 amino acids)
Source: RefSeq, a predicted model, not a curated record
UACAAAAUAUCCUUUUAAGAGGAAAAAAAAGUCUGUUUGGCUAAUGGCGACUUCGAAAAGCCCUUAUUACUUGGUCUGACCUUGACGAGUGGCUUUAUUUACUGCAAACCUCCAUUUCCCUUGUUAUCAAAGAAAUGGACAAACCGAGAUAAAAAUACUGCGUUUUAAUUUUCUAAAAUAGAAAACGCUUAUUUUCUGUUUCAUUAUACACGUAACGCCACUCCAAUGUUUAGAAUUAUGCUUUGAAAAAUCAGAGUAAGACUUAAAAAAAGAACGAUUGCUGAAGUCAUGUUUCAUUACUCAAAUCUUGUCUUAUCUUUGCGCACAUUUUAACAUUUAGGUCUAAAAUAUUACGGUUAUUAGGUAAAUAAGUUGUUAGAUAAAUGUCUGCCAAUAUUUCACUUGGGCCCAUGGUGCAUUCGAAACAGACGGAGUGAAGAAACGGAAUGCCGAUGUGUUUCCUUUUUGUUUCCUUGCAAGAGCAAUGAGCCGUCAGUUUCGUCUUUCUCCUGGCGUUUUUCUCGUUUUUUCUUGCUCUUUCUAGUCACAGUUCUCGUUUGCUCGUGAUCUAUACUUAGUGCUUCUUGGUGCGUAUAGAGAUAGUAUGCUCUUAGUACAACCGAAAAACGGUUUGGCUUCAGGCCCAGUCUCGUCGCUAGCAAACAAGAGAUUCUUUGUAGCUAGCCACUCAACUCACGUCUCCAUCAUCACGUACACUCUAUUCCUUGAACAACAACAGCAAAAAAAAAAAAACAUUCUCUAAAUGUGCACAAAAGAAAACCUGACUUAAAAAACGGUCAGCAAUUGUGGUAUCAAUAGUAGAUUAAACACACAUAAGCUACAAAGACUGGUUUAUUGAAACAGUAGAAGAAACAUUCAUAAAUUUCUUUAUCUCAAACAUAUGGCGUUCCUUGCCCACGUCGUCUACAUGAGACAACACAUAACAACAUCUAAAAAUAAACUAACUGUCUUGUGCAUCUUCCUCUCAAAAGAAAAUGAAAAUAUAUAAUCUCGAAGACACGGACGAAGCCGACGGAAGCAUCCAAGCCGAGAGCAUGGAUUCGGGUGCGGCAAAAACACCGGUUUCCUUGCUUCAGGAGCUAUAUGUGAAGAAGGGAAUUAACCCCAAAUAUGAUUUAAUUCAAAUUGAGGGUGCCAUUCAUGAACCUACAUUCAAAUACCGUGUUUCCGUUGGGGAACUUGUUGCAAUGGGAUCUGGUCAAUCUAAAAAAAAGGCCAAGCAUGCUGCAGCUAAGGCAGUCUUAGACAAAAUCUGGGGUGGUCAUUGUUCUACAUUGCUGGAAAAUCUUGGUGUUGGCACAUUAAGGACAGUUACCUCACCAUAUGAUGAUGGUAUUCCAGGUAAUCCAGUAGGUAAUCUCCAAGAACUGUGCAUAUCACACAGAUGGGCCCCACCAAGCUACAUACUUGAAGGAGAAAAUGGCCUACCACAUGAAAGGGAAUUUGUUAUUACAUGUGUAGUUGAAAAACACCAAGAAAUUGGAGUGGGCAAGUCGAAAAAAUUGGCUAAAAGGCAAGCGGCUUAUCGUAUGCAGAUGAAACUUAAAGACACGCCUAUAGAGUUACCGAACCAUGGCGGGUUAGAGGACGAGGAUGAAAUUGCGCAAAGGGCUUCAUUGAGGUGUGGCGGCUUGAAGGAAAACCAAUCAACCAAAUCCUCCCACGGUCUCAAAAUAACGCAGUUCCAUCGAAGUCUAAGAAAACUCAUGGGCGAAAAAAUUACAGCUUUACAAGAAAUUGUCUUGAAAGAUCCUAAUCCAGAUUACUUCAAAUUGUUGCAAGAGAUAUCUGUAGAACAGAAAUUUGACGCCACCUACGUAGACAUCGAAGAAAAGACGCAUUCAGGUCGAUAUCAGUGUCUUUUAACAAUGUCACUGACUCCCAUCGCUGUCGUUUGCGGCAGCGGUGAGUCGUAUGAAGAAGCGCAGAAGCAAGCUACGUUUAAUGCGCUUCAGUAUCUCAAAUUGAUGACCAAGAAGUCGGCACAACCCGGUGUCAGCGACGGUGGCCAUCAGCAGGCCAUUGCAAACAACUUAGCCAACGAGGAGAAUCGGUAGUAGUAGUUAGUUGUCCAUUGACCAUUGACUUUAAAAUUUACUUCAACAGAUUAUUUAUUAGUAUAAAGUUGACAAUCUCAAACAUCUUGGCAUUCUUCAAUCACCAAUGUGUGCGUGCUGUGCGUGUUAUAAAGUGACCCCCCCUAAAAAUUGAUGUGAUGCCGAAAUUUGACGAGAGAAAAUACAUUAUGAUUGAUUUGGA